AUGUUUUCCUUCUUUGCUUUACGUGCUAUUGCCGCAAAUGGUAACACCAUUUCAUACGAUCAGGCAACACAAACCCUAUCUAUUACAGCAGAUUCUGCUUACACAAGACAGGAUAUCGAUUCAAAGAUUGGUACAAAUCCUGUUAAGACAAUCAAAAUCGAUGGCAGCUACAACGAGAUUCCAGAGGGUGUCUUCGCAUUUUUAGAUGUCGAAUCCGUUGUCAUUUCUAACACAAUUAAGAAGAUUAAUGAUAUGGCUUUCUAUGGCUGCAAGAAGCUUACAGGUUUCUCCGCUCCAAAUGGAUGCGAGUUUAUUGGUAGCGAAUGCUUCAGAGACUGUGCUUCAUUACAGGCUUUCUACUACAGAAAGUGCACAAUGACAUUCCUCGCCAACGUCUUCCAGGGAUGCACAAACCUCGAGGUCUUCGGCCAAGUUAAUGGUGACCAGUCAUCCCCAGUUGCUGGCGUCCAGAGAACAUUCGGCCCAGGUGUCUUCAAAGAUCUUACUGCCUUAAAGACAGUUACACUUCUUGAUGACACAGCAGUUCUUGGCAAGAGCAUGUUCGAGAACACAGUUUGCGACAUCAAGAUUCCAUCUGGUGUCACAAGAAUCCCAGAUUCCUGCUUCAAGAACUCCAAGAUCACACAGGCUGAUCUCUCCAACGUUAUCCUUGUCGGAAUGCGUGCAUUCUACAAAUGCAUGAGCCUUACAUCCGUCAAGUUCAACAAGGACAAGAUCCGCUUAAUCCAGGCUUACGCAUUCCAGCACUGCUGCAACGCCGUCCUUACAGGCCUUGAUGAUUGUCUACCUCUUCGAAAUGUAUGCAUUCUCAUGCAUCCAGACAAUCAAGACAUUCACAAUGCCAAUCAACAUCUACUCUGUUCCAGCCGGUGCUUUCUAUGA
Molecule: messenger RNA, 903 nt
Organism: Trichomonas vaginalis G3
Lineage: Eukaryota; Parabasalia; Trichomonadida; Trichomonadidae
Product: antigen BSP-related family
Exons: 1
Coding region: 1-903 (300 amino acids)
Source: RefSeq, a predicted model, not a curated record